This is a messenger RNA of Exophiala viscosa, 625 nucleotides long. RefSeq names its product ubiquitin-conjugating enzyme E2-18 kDa. Lineage: Eukaryota; Fungi; Ascomycota; Eurotiomycetes; Chaetothyriales; Herpotrichiellaceae. Gene Ontology annotation, cellular component: endoplasmic reticulum; cytosol. The coding region runs from base 111 to 611 and encodes 166 amino acids. The transcript has 2 exons. The record is from RefSeq and is a predicted model, not a curated record.
AGAUCACCGACUUCAGCCACCGCAGGUUCCAAGUCACACAAGACCAGACAAUCCGUUCGAUUCCUCCCUGUGUCUCUCCAUACAUCCACCAAUUGCCAGUACUUACCACAAUGGGGUCCAACGUCGCUUCGAAGCGUCUCUUCCAAGAGUACAAGUCAUUGUUGACCAACCCACCCGAUGGCAUCACCGCCGGCCCUGUCAAUGAAGAUGACUUGUUCAUCUGGGAAGCGUUGAUUCAAGGCCCCGAAGGCACACCGUUCGAAGGCGGCAUCUAUCCUGCGGAACUCAAGUUUCCCAAGGACUAUCCUUUGAACCCUCCCAAGAUGAAGUUCCUCGGCGAAAUCUGGCAUCCGAAUGUAUAUACCAAUGGCGAAGUCUGCAUAUCCAUACUACACCCUCCUGGCGACGAUCCGAAUCAUUACGAAAGCGCUUCCGAGAGGUGGUCACCGAUUCAAAGUGUGGAAAAGAUCCUCAUAUCAGUCAUGUCUAUGCUGGCGGAACCCAACGAUGAGAGUCCUGCAAACGUUGAAGCUGCAAAGCAGUGGAGGGAUCGACGGCCAGAGUUCGAGAAGAGAGUGCGUGAGGGAGUAAGAAGGUCACUUGGUCUAUGAACGACACCAAAAGU